AAAUGUAUAUGAGUGUGCCUUUUAAUUGUUGUCUGCUAUAUAAUUUUCUGUUGAAUAAAUUGAUUGAAAAACACAUUCCUUUUUAUGAAGCGCAUACAUUUUGACUUUUGAAAAUGCUCAUAUCUCGAGUUUGUAUAAUUUUAACAACUGGCUCAGCGAGCUAGGCUGCGACUAGAACGGAAGCAACAUUGAAGAAAAGUUGAUAUUUUGAGGUUAUAUCAUCGUGUUUUCGUAACACGGUACAAUUGUGAGUCACAGAUAAUAAAAAUUCGCAGUCAUCUGGCAAGUCUAAACACACCAUAGUCUUUCGAAAUUGUACGGAAGUUUGCAUAAAGCAUGUAUAGCGAGCAAAAGCUUCAGCUACAAUGUUCAAUUUGGAAUCAUAUAUAACACCUGUUAUACUCAGCUAUGUUGAAAAAUAUGUUAAAAACUUCAAACCGGAACAGUCGCAGGUUUCGUUGUGGGGUGGCGAUGCCUCAUUUCAAAACCUAGACUUACGGUUGGAAGUUUUAGAAGAACAGCUUAAUCUGCCAUUCAGCUUUGUCAGUGGGCAUAUCCAUGAGCUGCUCAUUCAUGUUCCUUGGGUAAAAAUAACUUCAGAACCAAUCGUAGUGACCAUCAAUACCAUAGAGUGCAUUUUAAAGCUUAAGGACGAAAACCAGGCAGAUGCCAAUACACGCAAACCAGCGAAGAAGAAAAAGGAAGAAAAAGAGGAAGAAGCACCUCCUGGAUAUAUAAAGAGUAUGGUGACAAAGGUCGUUAACAAUAUAACGAUCAAUUGUAACAACUUGAUACUGAAAUAUGUCGAAGAAGAUAUAGUUUUGAGUGUGAACAUCAGAUUCCUCAGCAUGCAGACUGUCAAUAAUAAAUGGGAACCAGCAUUCACAGAUGUCAGCAGUUAUGAAGUUCUUCUUAGGAAGGUCAUAACAAUACAAGAUCUAACAUUGUGUUUAGAUAAAAUGGAUGCAUCGGGUAAAAUCGAAGUUUAUCAGGAUCCCGUUUUGUAUCGGUGCUCAAUGAUCAUACGGCUUAUAGUAAACUAUCAUAGUAAUACGGCAAAACGUGCUUCUGUAACGAGACUCGACUUACACUGUGAAAAAAUGGAAUUCAGUAUGACAGAGCAACAGAUUCCCAUGCUGCUCCGAUUAAUAGCAUUGGUAAUCGCUUUACAAAGUAAAAUGUUGCCAUCCAGUAAAGAAAGAUCGUUAAUAUCCAUGGAAGAGGGUAUUGAAAAUGAGCACGAAGAUGAUUCAGAAUCAGAAACUGCUUCGCAACAGGAGGGCGGAAGCUGGGCUGGUUGGGCUUGGAACAUGGUCCCAUCAGUUUUGCCAGUUCACUGGGAUAAUGAUUGGUCCAGUGAACAGCUGAUGGCAUAUACUGGUCACACGAUACACAUGGGCUUUUAUGUUGACGAUGCAACUGUAACUUUCAAGACAACGGACAGCGUGAAGGAGCAGCUGUUUUACAAACCGCGCAAAAUUAGGUACAAGUCGUUUAUGUCGCUAAAGUUGAAUGGAGUUGUGAUAGAUGUAUUGCAUCAAGACAUGACGUGGACCAGUAUGCAGGCCGGACUGGGUAGUAUACAUCUGUUCCCCAGAGGGUCGUGCAGUUGUGGUCACCCAGAAGUUAUAGACGGAGUACAGCCGCCUCUGUACGUUACUGCUGGAAACGUUGGCAAUAACCAUUUGAAGGAUUCUUUAUUCGACGCAGAAGCUGUAGAGAACAAAGAGAAAAAAAGGGUUUAUAAGUGUGACAUCGAAUAUUAUCUUGCAACUGUUACUGUGGAAAGUUUACUAGAACGGUGUCCAGCCUUUGUAAUGGAUUAUGUGUACCUGAUUGAUUUGCCCGAUGACAUAAUGCCAGAGAAAUUAUCCGAAUUCAAUUCGAACUUUGAAUACAGCAAUUUCCAUGAGCGUAGAGUAGUGCGAUACGUAGUUGGUGAUUUAACUGUGCGGAUGUGCUCAGGUCUAUUUCAUCGUUUAGAAUCAAUCAAACAAGCCGCGAUGAAGUAUGAUUAUGAACCUUACAUAGUUCCAAAACCCGAGCCAACCAUCGACGAGUUGCCUCCAGUUACAGUUGAAGAGUACGAUGCUCUGAGGGAAAAUAUAUCAAGGGUUGAAAUAAAGCUGAUUUUAAUCAAUGGUUCUGUUGAAUUGCAAUUAGCCGACCACCAAAUAACUGGCUUACCUCGAAAAAGAAAACUUGUGGAAAAAAAGACGGCGCCACUAACUCCUGCACUAUCUGAUGAUCCGGUCUUGAGUAUAGAAUGGGAUAAAUUAUUGAUAGACAUAGAUCAGCCAAUGUAUCCACACCGUUUGGUAGCAUGUGCAUGCAAACAAACCGACUUGCCUCCAGACAUGUUGAACUCUUGCCACAGGCUUAUAAAUGGGGUGGUACAUAAUGUCAAGUGUCAGCUUUAUUUGACCAAAAAGAGUCGGACAAUGUUGGUUAUGCCUUUCGGAUUUCGGUAUUCAAUGAAAAUGCUGCUCUAUCCUCAAUACUGGCUGAGCCUGGACAUGGACCACGUAUUUCACCAUUUUCAAAUCGAUGGUAUCACAGUCACCGGUACAAAGAUGAAGCUUAUGGUCGCAACGUCAAUCGCAUCAUCUGUAAUAAAUCCUGAAAAUACGCUUAAUCCCCUGAUAUGCUCAUCACUUUUCAACGAUGCUUGUCAAGAGAAAGAUCCUGUGUAUCUUGAAUUAUGCUUGGAAGGCAUAAGUGGAAAGAGUAUAUCGUCCAUCGCAACAAUUUCCAACGUUCUUGAUAUAUCUUCCGCUAAGGUAUUUUUACUCAAUGAUGUUCAACAAGCCUUUGUUGUUUCUGGCCCUGAAAGUGAUCAUUCCAGCGACGCAGAUUCAAAACCAUUAUUAACAGCUGUGGUCCAGUUUUCAAAAGAUCCAAGCAAACAAUUCCAUCCACCAAUUCUGUCGUUCCAAGUAUCAGAGAUCAGAGGCUCGUUGGAUCCUCUAUUUGCACAGUGGCUGCAGUAUCAUCCAGUUUACUAUAAAUUGGAUCAAGUUGACAUACCUCAGUCUGAAGCUAGCGUCCAGCUACGAACGCCUGAAGAAACAUCGCCUGAUCCAUCUGUACGUAAGAAAAAUUUUCCAGGCAUAAGUCAGAGUGUUCAUAGCUCGUCGGAUCAAGAAAAACGUAAAUCUGGGAUGACUUUGGAUGAAUCUAAUCCCAUCUCAAAAGCUGAUGACCUACCAAAGUCGGAGCACAAAAGCGAAGCUUUAUCAUUGCAAUGUAACUUACAGAAAAUGGGGGUAUUGGACAGGAUAGUCGAUUGGUAUCCGGAAUGGUGUGGACUUGUGUUAAGUGGCUGUAUAGGGCAUAUUGUUGUUUAUAUCCCAACCGCGACAAUGAGUUGCAUUGGCGUCCAUGGUAUUGAACAAGCAAAAGACCAAGCCUUGAGAGAAGAUCGAAAUCUGCAAAUUCUAGUCAUAAAAACACCCUCUCUCUACCUCAAUUCAGUGAAUAUGCAGGUCGAAAUUUUAUCGUCUUAUAUUAAAGAUUUACCUGUGAAAUUACCAAGAACAAUGUGGAGCCCUGCAACUCAAAGUUUUCCAUGGACAGUAAAUGUGAAUGAUUUUCAUUGCUACACACUUCAAAGAGAAACACAGAAGAAUUUUAUCAAGAAAGUUUCUCUCAAUGCUACCGUCGGAUUAACUGCCAAAACUUCAUCAGAAGCUUCUGCAACAUCGGGCAACAAAUUGACAGCUCUAAGCUUGUGCGUUCACGUCGACACAACACCCAUUACUGUUUCCAUAUCGGAAGAACAGGUAUUAUUCAUGAGUAGCAUUGCAGUAAAUGUACUCAAUGUUAUGCGAAAUAUACACCCGAGAAGGACUAGCAAGAUUAUCGGAGAUUCUCCAGUUGAAGUACAAACCGUUCUUCCUACAUUGGCGCAGUCGAGUCCAAAUCAAACAUUAUUCCGAGAAGAUAGCACCGUCACCUCAACGAUAUCGACUGCCAAAGAGGAACCUGAACAGAACACAGAUGGUUUAACUUUAACGGCUUGGGUUCAAUGGACGAUCAACAAGUUAGCAGUAAAAUUAUACAUAAUGGGACAGCCAGAAGUUCCUUCUUUAAAACUAGUACUGGAAUUGGAAGAUAUUAUCACCUCCUUAGAUCUACAGCCUGUUUAUCUCAAACUGAAAACGAAGAUUACAACAGCUACUAUUUUUGAUUAUAUCAAAACACCAAAAGCUCAAAUUUGGGAUCUUGGAGAAUAUGGUGGCUUAGUAAUGUGUGGAAGGGAGGAUAAUUUAGAAAAGGGAGAAGACUCCGGCUUCCUGAGCUUAACUCUUACCAGAGCAAAAUGUGGCAAUGUACACACUCGUUGGGUCGCACAUAAGCGUCAUAAAGUGCAACGGAUCGCAUCUAAAUCAGACUCAAGCCAACUCGCGAGCAGCUACAUAAGCGAAGUAGUAAUCAAAAUGCAAAUGUUGGACAUAGUUUUACCCUUAAGUAUUAUCGGCAAGUAUACGCAGCUGAUUGAACCUUUCAUGAGAUUGACUGGAUGUUCCAGCAAUGAUAUUGUCGAUAAUUCGCAAGAAAAGAUAGCUGCUUCAUCAUUCAGCAGUUUCACGAGUUUGAGAAACGAUUCGUUACCGCUCGUUUAUCUCGAAUUCAAAGGUUGUCGGCUGAUGUUGCCUGCUUCUACCACUGCUAAAUAUGGGCUACUUCACGACUUACUAAUUAUACAGUUAGACGGCAUCAGUAUUACUCCACAUGCGGAAAAUCCAAUCUGUAGAAUACCUAUUCGAUCAGAUAUAUAUCAACUGGCAGCCCAAGCAAAUAUAUUGAGCAUACCUGGAUCAGCUGUGGAAGACCGGCAAUAUCAAAUCAACGUGAAAGGUGUAUGCGCCGACACAACUACUUGGAAAAAUUAUCAACUCAGUACGACUAAGAGAACCUCGCAGUCAUAUUUAUACACUAUGAAUGAGAACCCAGCGCUAGAAUGGAAUAAAUUGAGCAGCGGAAGUAGCCUAGAGCCUAGCCUCUGCACAUUCCCGAUUAUUACAAGGUUCGAUCUCUGCCUGAUCAUUGCACCAGCAACAAUAUUUAAACCCGAAACUAUUGUAUGUGGUAACGCAGUGGAAAUAAAUUGCUUGACGGAUAUUGAUGUGACAAUAAACUUGAAUCAAAUCAAACUUGUUUCUACACUCAGCAACGAGUUUGAAACGUUUGUUGUUGGCACAACUAAGGAUAAUGAUUACUCUCUACUUUCGACCAAAUUACCGACUGCCAGGCAGCCUUCAUGUGCGCCGAUAUUGGAAGAAGCAGAUAUCGAUUUUGCUAGAGACAGUGGUGUCGAUUUUGAAAUGUCCAGUAUAAACUCAACGAUAAUUGGUAAAUCAACGCGACGUGGUGCUGCUUUGCUGUCACCGUUCGAGUUUCUGAUCAAUUGUGGUAAAAUCACAUUUGUCCUUUAUGAAACCAAAGAAGCAUCUGCCGAUUCCGAAUAUCAUAUGGAUCCAAAUGAAAUAGAUGAUGACAACAUGGAUGUAAAACAACCAUUGCUUUACGUCAUGAUUGACCAGCCCAAUAUUUAUAUCUCUCAACAUAAUCUGACACAGAAAUUACAAGUAACAUGCUUCGACAUUGCGGCAUCACUUGGAAGCGAAGAAAAGAAACAAUCAGCGUCAGUGCCUACACAGACAGACUUCGAUGUUUGUUUAAUCGAGACGCGAAGCGGCGAUCCGCCGAAUGACACUGGAAUACCACCGUCUUUUGUAACAAUUAAGUGCCAUUGGCAUCCAACAAAAAACCCGCAUUACUGUGUCAACUUGGGACGACCAACAAAGAUUCAUUGUUCUCUGUCUAGGCUGAACUUCAUCGAAUCAAUAACAAAUAACCUAAUGGCGUGUUACUUGGAUGAAAGUAGCGCCAAACAACCAACGUAUCGUCGGAAGGAUUUGAAUCAUCCUGCUGAACAAUCGUCCUCUAGAGUAAUACACAAUAAGUAUAACAUUCCAGAUCUGGACGUUUCCACAAAACAAUUGGUAAUGUCGUUGAAAACGGAUUCUGGGUCGGAAAUUGUUGUCAGCAUAGCUGCACUCACUGGGAAUACGUCGACGGCAAUCAGACCUGAGAGAAUUUACAAAAACGUUUCCUUGGAUUCGUUGAUAAUUUCGGUUGUACUGGAUGGAAAUAUGAAAGUCCUGUUGAACCCGUGGUGUUGUAAUAUCACAAUUUAUCUCCUUUGGGAAACAUGGCAGGAUAUCGACACUCUUCCGCAGAUACAAGUUCAAGCGGACAGUGAAAGUCUUUACCUAGACGUCGGACCUGAGCAGAUAAAGAUAAUAUCUACCGUGAUGCAAGAUUGCCAAAUUAUCGCGAACUUAGUCAGUUCGUCAUUGUCAUCGGAACAACAGAGAGAUGAAGAAGAAAAAACUGAGAAACAAUCCAUGGCUUCAUACUCUGAGCAACAUUAUAAAGACGAUUUGAAAGCUGGUGCAUUUCAGUUCAUCGAUGGUAACGGAGACGAACUCCCUUUUCCUUAUCAAGUGGUGUUUUUGACUUGUCCGCAACAGGCAAUGGCAUGGCGAUAUCCGCAACCAAGAGCACUGACAAAACUACACGUUUCUCCAGUACCGUUCAAGACGUCGGUAGUCGAGGAAGCAUGCGAGGAGCAAGUACCAUGUAGUAUAGAAUACUGGAGUGAGAGUCACAUGGCAUAUCAGCAUUACGCAGAUUUUUACCUCUCUGAGACAGACAGUUACCGAUUGGAUUUUCCCAACAAAACACCCGCCCGCGCUGUGGCCUGUAUUUGGCGGGUAGUUCUGAACCAACCAAACUGUCAAACCUAUGCAAAGACACUUGUGUCGGCUCGCGCUCUUGCUGCGUGUUUGAGGAUCGAUUCAUACUUCAACCCUACGAUAGUGCCAAAUCUGCAAGCUGCACUGAACAUCGGUGCCAUUCACGUUGCUUUUUAUAACAACAUCAACUCGUGCAGUUACAACACGCUGCCACCACCACUAAAUAAUUACACUCUGGAUGUCCCGAUUCCAGAAACGCAGUGCUACCUCAUCUGUGAAUACAGAAAGGCCAUUGUCGUGCUCAACAGAUGGGCAGAUGGAGUGCUGAUGUUCGAUAUAGGUGGCAUUCUCAGCAUCCGGGUCCUUGAUUAUGGACUAUUGAAUAUGCACGAAGUUCUUGACCCGUUGGAAGGAAAAGUUCAGUUAUCCAUUGCCGACGCUGUUGAGCUUUCAGUCAUUUGCAAUCCAUUCUCGUUGAAAUUCAGUCCAGCAAUUAGCCACACUUUAGCAGUUUCCGCGCAUCUGUGGGCAAUGGCUUUUGACAGUGACAUUAAAAACGUUGUUGUGCUGUCGAGAUACGUUGUUGCAAAUGAUAGCAAUAUUUCAAUUAGAUUCGGUCAGAGUGGAACAAACGACAAUAUUAUACUCCAAACAAGACAGUGUCACUUUUACUCUUGGCGAAAUGUCAACAAUCAGACACUGCGCAUUGCUGUCGAAGAUAGCGGAUGGGCAUGGAGCCAGCCUUUCUCUGUUCACAGAAACGGAAUACAAAUGAUCGAUUUUGGUAACAAUGGGUCCAGGAACAUUGCGAUUUUUGUAAACGUUACGUCGCUAUCCGCCACACAGAAAUUGAUCACUUUUUCUGGACAGCUUAUACUCACAAACCAAAUGGUAGACAACUUCGAAAUGAAACUAGUCAAGUACGAGGUGACUACAGAAACUACAAUAGUUCCUUCAAAAGAGAUACACAUCAUCAAGGGAAAAAGUCAGCCACCCUCAAUUGUAUUGGAAAACGGGAAUUACAUGGCUAUGCGAUUGCGGUUUUCAAGUUUGACUAAUUUAUCAUGGACAGGUGACAUUCCACUUCAGCCAAAUACAAAGUGUAGUCAGCCGUGGCUCGUCAAAGUACCCUUGCAAGAGCGCGGACAGUUUCUUAGUAUUUGGGUGAGAAUAGUCGUGCAAUCUAUUCACGGUCGGACCAAAGUGCUCGCUGUAAUAAGUCCGCUUUAUAUGAUUCGUUCCUACUUGCCUGUGCCAGUGAAUGUACAGAUGGAAACUCCUUCAUUGAAAGUUUCGUUAUCCGCGAGUGUCAAUGGCAGAGGAGAAAAGCAGCAACUGUACUGUCCUGGAACUUUUGAACAUUUUCAUCAAUUGACUUUUCAACUCGAAUCUGGUAUAUCUGCGUCAAAUCCUUACGUACCACUGUCGUACAGCUCGGUGGAUCAGAGGAAAUUUUUUAAAAGGCCAGAGAGCGAGGACAUCGAAGUCAUUUUAAAAGAGUUACAAAUGCAGAAGGAUAAAAUUCAGUGGCCCUUCCAAGGCGAUGACAUGCUCGAAUGGGUAUCGGCAGAACAGCCUCAAACGCAUGUCCAAGUAAAAUACCAGGAGGCUGGACUGGUUUCUAGCACACUCUUGCUGGAGCUACAGCCAUGGUGUUUCAUACUCAACUCCUUAGGAUGUCAUCUGUCCCUUGUAUCUGAGGAUAUCGAACUCUGUCAAGUUCCUCAUUAUGGAAUCGUCACUCCGCCAAAACUAGAUGGAACAUUUCACUUCGGUGUUGGGCUCGGUGAUACUUACUACACAUCUCCAGCACUUCAACUGGCUCGUCCGGAUUGGAGUCAAAGCUUUUACAUGCCUCGGGUUGGAGGCCUCAUCCCAGUUGAGGGCAACAUGAAAACGGCUGUUGACUGUGGUAACAGUUUGUGUAUGGUCAGCGUGAACUCGAGUAUGCAUGAAGACAUGAGAUUGGUGCGUGUUUCGAGCAGUCACGUAAUUGCGAACCUAACACCUCAAGAAAUGUGUGUAGCAACUCUUGCUGUGAACGACACAUUAUCCAAACUGCAUAUACCUGCCGAUCUGACUCCAUACAGCUUAAACAUUCUUGCGUCCGAGGAUCAGAAGUAUGCUACUCCGAUAGUGCAAUGGCACUUAUUGUCUGAUCAACAAUUCAUUGAGCCAAUGGCAUUGUAUGUAUCCCUAAGUUUGGGCCAUCGAUGGUCUUGCCCGAUAAGAGUUGAUCAAGGAAUGAGUCGUCGAUGUCUUGCUAUUCCGAAUGGAUCUGCAACUAUGCCAAUAGUGGUUACCACACAAGAAGAUAAGGGUACCACGUAUAUUACCAUUCACGUCGAUAAGCAUCCUCAACUACUGAUAAGUAAUGGAUGCAAUUUCAAAAUCCUUCUUGGCCAAGCAAACGCAGAUUUAACUGAAAUAUUGGCCGAGAUACCCCAUUUUUCGUGGAUUUGUGAAAUAGAAAGUGGCGGAUCCUGCCACUACUCACUACCAGCUAUCGGCAGUCGAUUGCCUGAUUCGCCAGCUUUGAGCACCACACCAUUAUUACUUUUGAGCGCUGUGUCAAACAACAGUAGUGUGAAUUCUGCAGAACAGACGCUGAAAUGGUCUCGAGGAGUAAGUCUCUCGGUAAUGGCAUCUAUUCCAUCUGACCAAUAUGUCAGGCUUCCACACCACGGAGAUGUGAAACUAAUCAUGUACACCCGGUGCUACACAACAUAUGUUAACAUUCUUCCAAUAUCACAGGUCGAGAUAUCAGCUAGAGAUAUAAGAAGUAGAUUAUUUCACAAUGAAAAUAGAGCAAAUGAUAUGGAGAUCAUUUCUAAACAACAACUCGCCAAUAUCUCAGAUGAAAGUAUGACACCUUUGAUCAAUCAAAGUUCACCUAGUUCGACAUCGGUAACGAGUUUUUACUCUGCUCAUGAAGAAAUCCCGGGAACAGAUCCGACCACAUCUUCACAACAAUCUAGAGAGAUGAGGAAACGUGAUAAAUCUAUUACUGUUUACCUUCGUGGUGUAACACUCACCAUAACCCAGGAUAUUAAUGAAAAUGCGCAAACCAUUGAAGUGGCUAGUCUGACCAUAAGUGAUUUAUUCAUCACAAUGGAACCGAACCAAAACAUUUUAUCCACGUGGAUUUGCAUCGGAGACCUGCAACUGGACAAUCAAAUGUUCGAUCAGGGUGGCUUUGAUUUUCCAGUUGUACUAAUAGGCCAAAAUCCAAUUUCGAGAAAGGAUCUUACUUUCUCUUUAAACAGCCAUUUGAGUAACGUGUUUGCACAGUUACAGAAAAAUUCUUUGUUAUCUGUUAACAUCAUGUACGAAAAUGAGGGUAACAUAUCAGGUGUGAAGGACGUUCGAAUUACGUUGGCACCAGUCAGUGCUUACAUUGAGGAUACAUACAUAACGCAGCUUUUAGACUACGCAACAUCACUGGUACCGCCAUGUUUUGCGAUGCCACCUGAUAAUUUUAGAAAGUUACAGGCUAUGCCAAUGUUGUCCAGCGUUUACGUGCCAGACUACAUAAUGAUGGAUGCAAAAAUCUUGAGUUCACCUCUAAGGCUACAAAAUCUGAUUAUAGAUCCUGUCUCUAUUCUUCUUAGCGUUCAUACAUCAGUACGAUUGUAUUUAGCACUCGACCACUCUCCUUUGCACUUCGGAACAUUUGACAGAAAAAAUUUGCUCACCACUCCUUACAGACUUGGAAAUGCAUUGACAAUGCAUUAUUUGUCUGGAGCUAUAUUCGGCGCUGGUUGGGUCGUUGGGUCCCUUGAAAUCCUUGGAUCGCCUGGAGGACUUGCACAGGCUUUGGGUUGUGGUCUCAGAGAUUUUGUCUCAUUGCCAUUUCAGGGCCUCUUACAUGGACCGUGGGGUUUUGUCGUUGGUGUCACGCACGGAUCUGCUAGUCUUAUGAAACAUGUUACUGCAGGUACAGUGAAUUCUGUUACCAAAUUGGCAUCAAGUGUAGCCAGAAAUUUGGACAGGUUGACUCUAGAUGUGGAGCACCUUCAGCGUCAAGAGGAAUCUCGCAGAAUGCGACCACAAGGCAUGGCCCAGGGUCUUUAUCAAGGCCUGACAGGCUUCGGGAUGAGCCUUCUCGCUGCCGUCGCAGGAUUAGCUCAUCAUCCUCUACAGCAAGUUUGGUCAGGAGGAGCAACUACUAGAGGCCUUGUGACCGGAGUUGGUCUUGGAUUAGUAGGUGUAGUGACAAAGCCAUUGAGCGGAGCUGCGGAGCUUGUGGCUCUAACGGGCCAAGGAUUACUGCAAGGAGCUGGAUGGAACUCUCUGCCCUCUCCACGGCAGAGACCGGUUGUGCAAUACUCAAGCGGCUCCAACAAUGCUCCACUAAGAUACGCAUGGCGUCUUAUGCCGCUCCUGGUAGCAAGUCACGACAAUAUUUUGCACACGAUAAACGCUGAUCAUGUCAUUCAUCAAGGUAGUAAUCAGGCGGUGACUUUGGUAUUGACAAGGAAUGCUCUGCUGGUAGUAAAUGUAGCUGAAGACACGACGGAAAAAGUAUUCACCCUCAACGAACUGACCAGCAUGGAUCAUCCUUCGGACACAACGAUGCUUUGCCUGCAUUGCCCUCCCGCAGUUUCACAGUCUGCAGCUCCUUCAUCACCACGAGAAUACCGUGAGAUGGAUCAGGAAAUGAGGGCAAGAGUCGAGGAGUUUGUUCGAAGCAGCAGCACUGGUUUAGCCAGUUUGCCUACGGACAGUGACGCGCAAUCGGAUAGUUCCGAACCCGUAAUGCCCGCUGCUGAUAACACCAUUACAUUCUACGUUUCACCCGAAUCACGAAACUAUUUUCUUUCCUUGUUGAAUGUUACCAAAAGACAAAGCCAAGGAAAAGGAUUUCAGGUCUUAUAGGGUACAUUUUGUUAGAUAAUUGAAGUAUUUCUGGAAAACAUAUCCUAGGAUAUGGAUUUAAUAGUUGUUUGCAAAGCCUGCGGUAACAAGAGUUACAUUAUACAUAUGUAAUUUAAAAAACAUUGUUUGGGAUGUAAAUUUUGUAAAUUUUGGUCAGGAUGUUUGACCAGAGAUUGUUGUUGUAACUUAUCGUACGGAAAAUAUGGCCGUCUGGCACAAGAAUUUAUCAAGCACAAAUAUCUGUAUAUUUUGCGUUUUUCAUCAUUCCGAAACUGAAACUACUACGGAAUCGAAAAUGACUUAUUGUCAACAAUCCUGGUGGUUGAAUAAAAGAAAUAAGAAACCGUCAUUUCUUCAUUUUAAAAACAAUUUUUUUGACUUGCGAUAGUGUUUUAAAAUUAAAAAGUUAUUGUAGAGAGAAUCGAUUACUAGUCGAAUGCUUUUCUGUGAUAAAGACUUCAAUCAUUUUAUACUUAUUAGUUUCUAAUAACUUCAAAUAAUUGUGUAGAUAAAUGAACAGUUCAAUUCGCUUGAAUUUGCCAGAAAAAAGUUGCAUUUAUAAAAGAAAUCGCUUUUAAUUUGAUCGCAUCAGGGCAGUUGAAACAUCUAAUUGAUUUAGAAUGUAUUAGGGUUCAUUUCAAAUUUCUAUGCUAUUUCUGAAUGAAUGUGCAAAAUUUUCAUGGUGAUGGUUAAAAUCUAUGUACAUGGC
Diprion similis is the source of this 12351-nucleotide messenger RNA. It is a transcript of the gene Vps13B, whose product is annotated as vacuolar protein sorting-associated protein 13B. NCBI's taxonomy places the organism in Eukaryota, Metazoa, Arthropoda, Insecta, Hymenoptera, Diprionidae. The transcript has 52 exons. The coding region runs from base 366 to 11642 and encodes 3758 amino acids. The record is from RefSeq and is a predicted model, not a curated record.